This is a messenger RNA of Stereum hirsutum FP-91666 SS1, 912 nucleotides long. RefSeq names its product RNA-binding domain-containing protein. The transcript has 5 exons. Gene Ontology annotation, cellular component: nuclear speck. NCBI's taxonomy places the organism in Eukaryota, Fungi, Basidiomycota, Agaricomycetes, Russulales, Stereaceae. Gene Ontology annotation, molecular function: RNA binding. Bases 47 to 598 code for a protein of 183 amino acids. The record is from RefSeq and is a predicted model, not a curated record. Gene Ontology annotation, biological process: mRNA splicing, via spliceosome.
ACGACGUCCACCGAGUAGACACUAGUACUGACUCGCAGGAGCAAAAAUGCCUCGAAUUCUUUUUGUUAGCGGUUUCCACCCUUCCACUCGCGCCCGUGAUCUCGCCUACGAAUUCGAACGAUUUGGUCCGCUCAUUCGCUGCGACGUUCCCGCACCUCGUAACCCGCACGCCCAUUCGAACCCUUACGCUUUCGUCGAAUUCCGCUCCAACCGCGAUGCCGAAGAUGCAUACUACGACAUGCACGGACGCAAUUUCGAAGGAAACCGUCUAAGCAUCCAGUGGGCUAAAAAUCCUCCGUCAUCCGUCUGGCGCUACGACCGUCGCUCGUCUCCUUCCGGCCACCGUCGCGAGCGGUCUCGCAGCCCCCGUCGUCCCCGCCGCGACGACCGUGACGACCGCGAGAGGGAGCGUGAGCCCCGCAGGAGAAGCAGGAGUCCCGACCGCAAGAGGAGGAGCCCUACCCCUGAGAAGAGAGACGACAGGGACCGUGAGAGGGAGAGGGAGCGGGAGAGGGUUGAGAGGGGGAGGACACCCCCUUUGGAUGAUAUCAAAAAGGACGAGGAUGGUGCCAGGACGCCUCCCUACGAGGAGCGCUGAGCACUUGACAUACCUCCUUCCCGAAGGCAAUUAUUCUCGUUGAUUCCUUCCUUCCUCCUUUCAUCUUCGCCCAAAAAUAGUUCCGCUUUCGUUCGUUUCUGUCUCGGCAUGCGCAUGUAUAUCAUCCGUGUCUUCUGUUUUGCUCUAUGUUCUAUCUUUUCUGUUUCGUUUCUGUUAGCACUGGAUGUGGCACUUUGUUGAUAUCUUGAUCUUCGUGUAUAGUCGUUGAAGAAAGAAAUUUGAUAAAGGACCUCUAGGCGCUUCUUUUCUCGUCCUCGCUUUGCUCGGCCCUGGUCUGUGGCCCAGCAUCUACC